Molecule: messenger RNA, 875 nt
Organism: Paramecium octaurelia
Lineage: Eukaryota; Ciliophora; Oligohymenophorea; Peniculida; Parameciidae
Source: the annotation of a GenBank genome assembly
AAUAAUGUCAAAAAUCGAUCCACUGUUGAGGCUUCGAUAAAAACAACAACGAGAGUUGCAGCAUCUAAUAGAAUAUGAAAAAAAAUUAAGAGAUAAGGAAGUUAGAAAUUCACAACUGCUGUUAAAAAAAAAAGAAAAGUUCUAAGACAUCUCUAUGAAGCAAUUGAAAUUCAAAGAAGAUUUAAAAUAAAAGGCUGAGUAAAAGAGGAUCGAAUUUGAAAGGAAUUUAAGUCAAGCAAAAUUGAUUGAAGAAGAAUAAUUGAAAGUAAAAUAUAAUUAAUAAUUGCAGCAAUCACAACUUCAUGUUAAUAAAACAAUUGACACGGUAAAUAAAUUUGAAAAAGAAUAUUAAAAAGAAUAAUUAGAUUUUUUAAGUCAAAAAAAAUAGGAACAUAACCAUUAAAUUGAAUUAGUUUUGUAAAAUAAGAAAAAGAUAGAAAACAGAAAAUUGAAAGAGUUAAGUCAAUCUUUAGAUGCAAAGUUCAAAUCCUCCUAAGAAGUAUAUUACAUAUACAAUAUUCAAUAGUUAUAAGACAAUUUGAACAAGCAAUUAAGUGACAGAUAGAAAUAAGAAUAAUAAAAAUUAUAAUCUUAUUUUAAGUAAGUCGAAGAAUAACAAUAAAAUCUAUAAAAAGAAAGAAUGAAAAAAGGAGAAAUGUUUGAAGAAAAAUUGGAUAAAGUAGAAAAAUUAAAAUAGGAGAAAGAAAAAGAAUUGAAAGAAAGGCAAAGACUUCGACUAGAGGCUGAAAAAUAGAAAGAAUUGUUAUCUAAAGAAUUUCAAGAAGAAAUUGUGGUAAAUAAUUAAAAAUAAAUUUAAGAAAAUGUAAAAGUCUAAUUUUCGCAAACAGUUGCUAAGUUGAAAGAGAAUUUCAUUA